UGGGAAAAUUAUAAGCAGAAGGGAACCAUCAGUACAACUAGAAGGAAGCAGGACGGGAACAUCUAGGUUCGGUAGCGGCGUGUAUAACACCACCUUAACAUCUAACAUCACCACCAUGGCUGACCCGGAAAAACAGCCCGAACAACCCAAGGCUAAUCUACAGAAAAUGGUCAUCGCUACUAAAGUGACCGGGACUGUAAAGUGGUUCAACGUAAAGAGUGGUUACGGGUUUAUCAACAGAAAUGACAGCAAAGAAGACGUAUUUGUUCAUCAAUCGGCUAUUGUGAAGAACAAUCCAAAAAAAGCCGUACGAAGUGUUGGGGACGGAGAAGUUGUCGAAUUUGACGUAGUGAUCGGUGAGAAAGGUCAUGAAGCUGCAAAUGUAACAGGACCUGAGGGUGAACCAGUAAAAGGUUCGCCUUACGCCGCCGACAAACGUCGUGGUUACCGUACGUGGUACAACAGACCCCGUGGGGGUGGCUCAAGACCUCAACGCCGACCAAGAGAAGGCCAGGAGGGUUACGAGUCAGGAGACGGUAAACAAGUAGAGGACAACAACAUCGGCGAUGGUAAUCAGAGACGUUACAGACCUCGUCGUAACUAUGACAAUUACUACCGCGGUGGUCGCCGAUCAGGCCCACCAAACCAGCAGCACGGUGAAAACGGCGGCGAAGGAGGCGGCGCAGCUCGCUACGACAAAGGCGAGCAAGGCGGCGAGGGCGGAAACGAAGGAGGUGGCCCACCUCGCAGCAGCGGACGUGGACGUGGAUCCGCACCACGUCGGUUCUACCGCCGCAACUUCCGCGGAGGUAGAGGCGGCGGUGGCCCACCAAGACGGCCAAGAAGCCAAGACAAUCAAGUGAGUGGACAAGAUAAUGAUUUCGGUAGAAAUUCAAAUAGAUCUUUGCAUCCACACUUUAGACGACGUAUUACACGUAAUUCACGUUACGGCAAUCCUAAAUUUGCAAAUAAAGAAAAUAUCCAACCAUUUUUUGAUCCUAUUUCCUCUUCACACUCCAAGAUUCUUCCUGAAGCCGGUGAUAAUGCUGUUAAGGAGCCGAAAUCUCAGGUUUCAAUGAAGCUGCAUGAACAGGAUGUAUGUAAAAAACAAGAUACACCCGAUGUUACUUCUUCGCAGGACAGCCAGGCUGUGCAAAACACCACCACCGAGAGCAACGCUUAAUUAAUAUCUGAAAAAAAAAGAAUAAUAAUAAAUAAAAAAUAAUUAAAGCGCUACCACCAUUCAACACUCCUAUUAUGUAACACCACAAUCCCAUAAAACACACAGAUGAAUCUGAACAGCAGCGGUAAUUAAUGUCACCAACUACUCAACAAGUACAUCAAUCAAUAUUCAAUUCAACAACAACAACCACAACAACAACAACAACAACAACAACAACAACAACAUCAACAACAACAUAUUUAAAAAUAUAUAACAAUUAAUUAAAAAUAUCAAGACAAAAAUUUAUUUAACACUUCCCACAAGUUAAGAAAAAAAAAAAAAUCUUCAUCGUGAAUCACUAAAAUAUUACAUCAAGAUUUAAUUACAUAAAAGUACACGCUGAUUUUAUUAUUAUUUUUUUUUUGCUAAGCGGGAACUGUCGGAAAAAUUGUAAUUGCGCUUAAUUUAAUAUUUAAUAAGUAUUGAAAUUCCAAUGCUUGGUUUAAGUGUACUAAAUAUUUUUGCUAGCGUUGCGUUCAAUUAUUUGCAUUUUUUUUUUUAUUUUUCGUACUACGAGUACAAAUUUUGAAUGAAGAUUAUAUUAUAUUGAUUAUAAUUAAUUGGUAUUUCUGAAUUGAAAAAUUGUUUAUUUUUUCUCAGUAAAAAGUUUUUUUUUUGCUAUUAUAAUCAUUGACAUUUAAAGUGAUACACGAUUCUGAUGAAGAAUAAUAAAUAUUUGUUUAAAUUUGUAAUGACAAAUCAUUGUAAUUUACUUAUUCUUUAAUUGACUAAAAUUUAUAAAUAAGUAAUUGAGUUACUGAUAAGUAUUUCGUAGAAAUACCGAGUUAAAUAAUAACAUCUAAAAAUUAUACAGCUUUGCAUGAACAUCUUUAAAUAGGUUGUAGUAUUAUCACAAAAUAAAUAUCAAUUUUUCUUUUUACAUUUA
Cotesia glomerata is the source of this 2108-nucleotide messenger RNA. It is a transcript of the gene yps, whose product is annotated as Y-box factor homolog. The transcript has 8 exons. The coding region runs from base 116 to 1183 and encodes 355 amino acids. Gene Ontology annotation, biological process: regulation of gene expression. Lineage: Eukaryota; Metazoa; Arthropoda; Insecta; Hymenoptera; Braconidae. The record is from RefSeq and is a predicted model, not a curated record. Gene Ontology annotation, cellular component: nucleus. Gene Ontology annotation, molecular function: nucleic acid binding.